Molecule: messenger RNA, 954 nt
Organism: Phycomyces blakesleeanus NRRL 1555(-)
Lineage: Eukaryota; Fungi; Mucoromycota; Mucoromycetes; Mucorales; Phycomycetaceae
Exons: 5
Coding region: 1-954 (317 amino acids)
Source: RefSeq, a predicted model, not a curated record
AUGUUUGUAGUUUUGUCCAGGAAUGCGAAAACGGCUUCCAGUUAUAUCCAACAAUAUUUCGAUGAAUUUAAAGAGACGUGCGAGAUAGACGGAUAUAUCCUUAAAUCAUUGAAGUCAAUAGGAUAUUUGUCUACUUUUUCCAUUACUUCUAGGAAAUAUGAAGUCUUGGUUUGUAAUCGUGUUUGCAAAAAUCAUAAGAGAAAAGAAGCAUACUUUAUUUUCUGGAAAACCUCUCCUGCAAGUCAUCUGAACUCUAUUGUAGUUGAAAAUAUCGGCAUGGUCGCCUGUAAGACCUGGACAAGACAGAACAAGACAGAACAGGACAGAACAAGGAAGAAUAACUGGCAAGGCUGUUGGAGAACGUCAGAACUUGUCAUGACACCGUCGUCUAUUGAAGAAACAGAUGGCCGCAAGGAAAUUACCAGCAACAUCAAUACGUCGUGGUCGCGUUAUCAGCCAAUAGAUUCUGAAUCCAAUACCUUGUAUGUCCAGCCUCAUAUAAAUUUCAAAUGGCUUCACUUUCUUCAAACAGAAGCUGAGAAAAAAGCUCUUAUCACUGAAGAAGUACCGGAAACGGUCACUUAUAAAGCAUACGUGUAUCGCAAACUCAAAGAGCUUUCUUUUGCCGCGUCGUUGAACAGAAAGAACAAUCAACCUCUAAUAUUCGGGAAGAAGCUCCAAAAGAUUCAAUCGUAUAAGUCGACAAUUUCGAACUUUGUCAACACCGUAAAGGCAAGGAUAAGAGAUGGUAUUUUUUGUUCUGUCAAGAAAUCGGUUCAAAUUGACGCUCAAGCAUUUUGGAAACUAGCAAAAGAAUAUGGAAUUGAAGAUUAUCCUAAAGGCUUCAAGAACGAGGAAAUGUUGUUUAGUUUUUAUUACAAGCUUUUCGAUUUCUCCAAAGUUAGCUUUAGAACCAGAAAAAGCCUUUCUAAUGGCAGAAAAACAUUCAAAUAA